Neoarius graeffei (lesser salmon catfish) is the source of this 8999-nucleotide messenger RNA. Its product is annotated as fibronectin type-III domain-containing protein 3a-like. Gene Ontology annotation, molecular function: protein binding. The record is from RefSeq and is a predicted model, not a curated record. Lineage: Eukaryota; Metazoa; Chordata; Actinopteri; Siluriformes; Ariidae. The transcript is spliced from 28 exons. Bases 470 to 4039 code for a protein of 1189 amino acids.
AAAUAAAACUUACUUACCAAUUAAUAAAUUAUUUUCUCACAAACAUAAUGCAAAACUGUGUUAUAUUACCAAUAUAAAAUACACAGCUGAUUUUCCCCUCCUCAGGUGCCUCACAGACUCCUCUCCCCUGCGCUCCACAGCUUUAAGCAUUACACCAAUUUUCGUAUUUUCGCAGCUGUGAAUGACAUCAACCCCCCCAACCAAAAAAAGCACCUAAGGACAAAAAAACUAAUUCGGCUCCCCAACUCGGCUUCCACCGAAGAGCCGGCUCCCGUCGUUCACUUCAAAGAGCCGGCUCUUUGAACCGGAUCGUUCGCGACCGACACAUCACUACCGGUUUCCUACUGACCCAGACAAGAGGGCCAAAUGGAUUGCAGCUGUGAAGAGACAGGAUUGGGAGCCAACAGAGUACUCCAGACUUUGCAGUGAUCAUUUCAGGAGUUGAUGUCAAUGAACGCUCUCUUCAGCUAUGAUGACAGAUCAGCACCUCCCACUUUUGGAGGCCACGCCCAUGUUGGCUGAAAUGCCCCUUCACCCGCACAUGCUCAGCCGAGAUGGCAUGCAGCAGGUCCCAAGAUCUCAAGCCCUGACACGCAUAUCCCUUGAUCCAUGUGAAAUGGUCCUGGUACAGGUCAAUCCAGGAGAGACAUUUACUGUACGCACAGACGAUGGUCAGAUUCAGUGCAUUACAGGUCCAGCACAGGUGCCCAUGGUGUCCCCUAAUGGCACCGUGCCUCCCAUUUUUGUGCCUCCAGGUUACAUAUCUCAGGUGGUGGAAGAGAACGGCAUGUGGAAGGUGCUGGUUCUGCCUCAUACGAUGGAGUUUCAUCCCUCUUUACCCCCUGUACCUCCACAUCUACCACUGUACACCCCACAGCCACAACCAGCCAUGCUGCACCACCCACACUUUUACCCUACCGAACUCUCUCCUCACUAUAUUCACCAGCUGCCUGCACUUCCUGUCUACACUGAGCAAGACAUGAUGUGCCACAGUGUGUCAGUACCCAUCCGUGAAGAACGUGCAGUGAAAAUGCAGGAGCAGCUACAGCGGAGGCUGAAAGGUGGACAUCUGAGUGCUGCUAACGGCAUGCCCUUCACCCACAACGGACAUGGCAAAGUCCGGACAGGCAUGGCUUCUUCUCCAACACCGCCACGUCUUAAACACUCAGUCCGGAAUAGAGGCUCCCCUUCAAGUGACUAUGAGGUUAAAGCUACAGAUGCAGAAGAGGAAAUGAGCCGAGUGCAGGAACUCCUAUCUGCUGUAUGCAAACCAGCAGUGGGCAGUGUCAUGUCACAUUCUGCAGUUCUCUCCUGGCGUCCUCCACUCCCUGUACUGUCAGAAGCGGAUACACACUUACACUCACACCCUGCCCUGCCGCUCAGCUACGAGCUGGCCUUGUCUCAGAGUGGCACAGAGGGAGAUUUCAAACUUGUGUACCAAGGGAAAGACACUACAUGUACAUUGGGAGAGCUCAGACCUGCUACACACUAUUACGCCAGGGUGUGUGUGGCAUGUAGGUCAAUGAAGGGAGCCCCAUCAGAGAGUGUAACUUUCACUACAAUGUGCAGCGUCCCAGACACUCCUGCAGUCCCCCGACUUAUCCAGCGCACCAAGAGCUCCAUAAGCCUUCAGUGGAGAUCACCCAAUGACAAUGGCUCAAAAAUCACUGGCUUUUGCUUGGAAUAUCAUGAGCAGGGAAAACAAAGUGCAUUUAAGGAGAUUUACAGUGGCCUUGCCAAGCAGUACAAAGUUGUGCACCUCAUGCCUUCAACAAAAUAUGCCUUCAGACUUGCUGCUAAAAAUGAUAUAGGAAUGAGUGCCUUCAGUGCUGUUCUGAGUUGUUGCACAGCCAGCUGUGUCAUGUCUCCUCCUGCUCCUCCACCUCCACCUCGUCUCAUGGAGGCUGGCGUAACAUGGCUGAGUCUAGAGUGGAGCACCCCUUGUGGGACAGCCAGCCGAGACACACUCUCUUACAUUCUGGAGAUGGAAGAGAUUGGAUCAGGAUGUGGCUUUCAGCUGAAGCAUAGAGGAGAGGAGCAGUCAUGUGUAGUGAAGGAGCUCAGGCGAUACACCUCCUAUCGAUUCAGGGUGUCUGUGGCAGGACCAGAGGGUCACAAUGUAUCUAGCACAGUAGUGGACUACAGAACAUUGCCAGACCAACCAGGCAGCCCAGGAAAACCAUCACUGCACGGUUCUGUACAACCACACAGCCUGCAUGUUGUCUGGGAGACCCCAGAGGAUGACGGAGGUUCACCAAUCACUUUAUAUAUACUGGAACUCAGUCAGAGUGACCACCAGUGGGAUGUAGUGUACCGUGGGCCUCUCAGACAGCAUGUGUGUGAGGGCUUGCAGGAAGGGAGAUGGUACAAACUGCGGGUGUACUGUGAGAGUCUGGGAGGUCAGAGUCAGGUGUCGGAGAGUCUCUGUGUGCAGAUGGCUCCUCUGCCUCCAGGACCGUGCCAAGCUUUAUGUCCUGCAGAGGGAGCCACAUCCUCAGAGAUUUCACUAUCUUGGGAUCCUCCAGUGUGUGACGGAGGCGCAGCAGUGUCUCAGUACUGUGUGGAAAUGGCUCAGUCAGUGGGAGACCCUCAGCAGCAGGUGUUCCAUGGCUCAGAUCCCUACUGCACUGUGGGCCAACUUCUACCUGGCACAUCUUACCUGUUCUGGGUGAAAGCCUACAAUGCAGCAGGGUGGGGUCCCCUGUCAGACAUGUGCCAGGCUUCCACAACACCAGGAGCCCCAGAGCAGUGCAGUGUCCCAAAUCUUACACUCAGCACUUGCAAUAGUGUACUGGCCACCUGGGAGAGCCCAGCCUGUAAUGGGUCAGAGGUGUACGAGUUUCAGAUGGAGUGGGGUCUGGAGGAAAGUACUCUGGAGUUACUGUACUCUGGUUCUUCAUCUCAGUAUGAAGUGAGAGACUUGGAGCCAGCCACACAUUACUACUGCAGAGUUCAGGCAGUCAAUGCUGUUGGGGCAGGCCUCUUCAGUGAUGUUGCCACAAUAAAGACCCCAGCGUCAGUCCCAGCAACCGUGGAGCAUGUGGAGGAAAUUGGGACAGACUUCCAGGGUACUGGUAUAGCUCACAGUACCUCGACCAGUUUAGCUCUAAGGUGGACAGAACCCAAGUGUCAUGGAGCAGAGAUUUCUGGAUACAACAUAGACUUUGGAGAGGAGCACCCUCUGUCUGUAGGGAACACUAACUACCACAUACUGGAAAAUCUUCAUUCGGACACUACGUAUAGGAUACGAGUGCAAGCAGUGAAUAGCAUGGGUGCUGGUCCCUUUAGCACAGUCCUAAAGCUCAGGACACAACCUUUGCCUCCUGAACCCCCAGUGCUGGAGUGUGUGGUGGCUGGACCUCAGAGUCUGAAGCUGAAAUGGGGAGACAGGCUUCAGAACAGUCAUGGCACACACUACUGUUUGCACAUGCAAGCUGCCACGGACAGGUUGGUUUGCAUCUACAGUGGCCCCUGUCAUACAUUUAAAGUGCAGCGACUUUGUGAGGCUACCGAGUACCAGUUCAGCAUUCAGGCUCACAGUGCAGCAGGCGUGGGCCCCCUCUCUCCGCCUUACAUUUUCAGCACCACCCGUUCUCCACCUCCUCAACUCAAACCUCCAAAGGUUGAACUGGUCGAGUGGAAUAGGUAUACAGUCACAUGGGAGGCACUUCAGGCAAUGAGAGGAGACCCAAUUGUUUAUGCACUGCAACUGCUGAGGGGCCGUGAAGUGGAGCAGCUGUAUAAGGGUUCUGGAACCUCAUACACAUGGCAUAACUCCACAGUGAGUAGCAUGUAUCGCCUGCGUGUAUGUGCUGGUCGUCGGAGCACAGAUGGUGGAGAGCUAUGGGGUCAGUGCAGCCUCAGCACAGCCCUCCCUGCGACUGAGCCACCCAGAAUCUCAAGCUCCCACAAUCCCCAGCCCAAGAAGAGUUGGUCUCUUGCCGAUGAGCGCUUUGCAACUGUUCUGCUCCUCGGCUUUGUCAUAUUGGCCAUUCUGUUUGCCGUACUCAUCCAGUACUUUAUCAUCGAAGUGCAAUGAAGGAAGAGAAAAGGGUUUAAGUGCAGGAAGGGAAACAAGGAAUAAGAUGGAGAAAGAUGGAGAAAGAAAAAGUGGCGUGUUAGAGCAGAGCAGGCCUCGUAGCACAUAGCCGCCCUGGCUAGCACAGAGCAUUUUGAAAUGGUCAAAGCCCUAUUAUUAUUAUUAUUAUUAUUAUUAUUAUUUUGUAACGACUAUUCAUGCAUGGAAGAAAGAAAUUUACAUGGCAUCAGUAGGUACUUUGUUGUGUAAACUGUGACGAAUGGGACUUCAGUGUGCUGUUUGUGUACUUUUUAGAAGGUUACUUCACAGGUUUGGCCAGAUUUAUUAUUAUUAUUAUUAUUAUUAUUAUUAUUGUUUCAUAUGAAUUCAGAUUACUUUUAAAUAACAGAAGUUUCUCUAGGCAAGGCUGAUCACUCAGUGGUUUGGUGAGCUUGGCUGGUAUUUGGUACACAGCAGCCUUAUCUGAACAUUAAAGGACCUCAUUCUCAGUUUGGAAGUCAUGAGGUUCUCCUGAAACACCCUUGAGGAUUGUUACAUCAGUGAGUUUAUGUUGCUUUAUAAAAAUGAAGUCUUAUGGACUGAGUGCUUUUUACUGCCUAUGGGGAUUUUUUUGCGCAUAUAUCAUGUAGGCAGUAUUCCAGGUUUUUUUUUUCCUCAGUAUCAUGUUUUUCAAUAUAAAUUUUAAAAGGGAAACAGUGCCAAAGCGUUCAUAGACAUAGAAAAGUGCAUACUCAUACAUGACUGGAGUCUAUUGUACUCUCAUUUGCAGACAAGAACUAUUUUUAUGUUUAAGAAUUCAUAAUGUCAUAACCAUAUUAUAUGUAAUCAUUCAUUCAUUCAUUCAUUCAUUCAUUUAUCUGAGACAUUGGGAAAGCUCGAUUUUUAUGUUUUGCUGUCACCAGUGUGCAUAUGAUAGACUAUACAUACAUUCUAGCUAUGUUCAUGUACAUACAGAUAUGGCAGCAUUGCUUAGAUAGCCUAUAUGGAUAUGCAUUUGUUAUAAAUGUCUCUAUUUAGCUCAAACUGAGCAAUGUAGUCCCUUUCUGAUUUCUGCUUUUGGUGAAGAGUUUUAUUUUAUUGUACAAGUUUCGUUUAACACUACAUCUCCUCAGUUAAUUUGUGAUGAAUUCUUGUAGUUAUCUCAUCCAAAAGUUAGAGAUUUGGGGAUAAAUGCUGGUACACACCAUCUCCAGUGCCAGUGAAGCUGCUCCUAAGUUUGCAGUGUCUUGGUUGGUGCUUAGGAAUGUAGCAGGAGUACCCAUCCCUCCUUUCUUCUUUCCCUCCUUCAAAGGACUGCACAUGACACAAAUGGGAUUUUAAAUCUUUAGUUUCAAGAUUUAUUUUAUAUUUAUAUCCAUAUUGCAAAAUCAACCUUCCCAGAUUCAUCCUGGUGUUUAGUCCAGAUGAAGCUCAUGGUUUUUGAUCUUGUUAUUGUUUUAGUUUUUGUUCCCUGAGUUGUUAUUUUAUAUAACAUUGUUAAUGAAAUGAGAAUAAUAAUUUUAUGUGAUUUCCUAUUGUCCCUUUCACAGAAUAAUUUCCACCUUAGAUGUAAUUGAUAGUGCUUGAUGAAGUAGACCCAGAGCAAAGUGCCUCUGUCUGAAAAGGCAUCAUGUUGUAAGUACAUCAGUGUCAGUCUAGAAUCUUUACCUUUCUUUGCCUUGGUUACCUUAAAGACUCAAAAUCUUAAUAAUUAAUUCAAGUGCAGAGUACACUUAGUUUCUGAUGCUUCUGUACGAGGCCUACUUUUGAGCUUCUCAUGCAAAUGCAAAGCUGUGCUUCACUACCAAAAGUAGUGAUAAACAUAUUUAUAGAGCUGCUAGUGUUUUUAUUUACGAUGGAGAAAAGCUGCUGUCUGAACUUCCUUGUUUUCAAACUUGAAUAGAGCUGUACGCUGUUUGUUCUUUAUACCUCUUUUGUGUCGCUGAAGCCAUUCACAGCACAACAGAUGCAGUUUUUCCCUUUGCGUUUCUUUCACUUUGUCAUUUACCUUUAGACGUAUUGCUUCAUCGUGUUGAUCUUAGCCUUAGGGCUUUCCAUAUUUACCUGUAUACUUUGCAUUGGAUCAAAUUUCAAAAUAGGUCCUGGGAUAUCUCAAGGUUUCUGACAUAUUGAAUGUCUUAGAUAUAGAAGUAGACUUCUAAUUUACUCAGAAUGCCUUUUAGAGAGUACUGGUCAACAACACACACAUUCUUAAUGCAUUUAUUUUGCCAAGUUGUUCAUGUUAAAGGAGCCUGCUGUGCAAAUAUCAGUCAUUUAAUAAGUGACCCCUGGAAAUGAACACAGUCACUGAGAAAUUAACUUGCUGAAUCACAGGAGUGCGUAAACUAGUAAUAACAGAUUAUUAUAUAGGGAAUUUCCAUUUAAAAAGGUGCUGGUAGCAGGAAUCUGUUGGGCUAAAAGUGUUUGUUUGUUGUUGGGGUUUUUUGGUAACAAUUUACAUCAAGGUACAUUAAAGUAACUAGAUGUGAGAUUUUGGAAUUUCACUUUUUCAGCCUCCUCUGAUUAAAAAAAAAAGUCCUAUUACAAUCUACUUUCAGGACAUUUCAUAAUUUGGGUUGUGUUCCAAUUUUCUCUGACUAUACACAUCGAUCUCAGUCAUCAGCCGCUUCACCGUCACUGUGACUACAGGCUGUUUGGCACAACUACUGCUAAUUUUAGCAAUCUGGCUAAAGUAUAGUGUGGAGAGUGGUUGGUUCUGUUUCAUUUUUCACCUGAUCUGUGUUUGCUGUGUAUUUUGUUAUUUAAUGUGUUUUGUUUUCCAGCCUGCCAAAAUAGCUUGGCAAUAACUGGCUAGUUAAUACAAGCCAGUGUAUAAAGAGGCACACAUCAGGUGGGCAGUGGGCCUGAAUCACUCACUCUUGCCCUAUAUAUUUAAACAUAGUUAAAAUACAAAAAUAUGAAGAAACUCACCAACACAUCCCAUUAGUUACUAGCCACCAAUCAUGAGUUUUCUAACUCAACAACUUCUCAAUAAUACAAAUUCUACAGCAAGGAUAAAUCAGCUCACUGUCAUUCACUAGGUUCCCCAUUAGGAUCAGACUUCUUUCAUGUCUAAAAUGAGGAGUGAAUAUGUUUGAUGCAUCUGACCUGGGGUGUUACAUAUACGUACGAAUAUCCCGCCAAUUCCAACCCGAGUCCCCUGAUAUAGCACUGACUGUCACAUUACAGGGUUGUCAGGGAGACUCGCAGCAGCUGAGAAACAUAAUUUUAUAAAGUAUGUUUUCUUCCCUGACCAUAUAGUUAUAUAUUUUUUGAAACCAUAUGCCCUGUAGAGUUUUAAGCUACACUAUUUGCUGCAUUAUUUAAACUAAACAAACCAUAAACUUCAGCAUUAAUACAUCAUAAAUAUUGCAACCACUACUUGUAUUUACUGUAUUUUUUUUUAAAUAAUGAACAUCUGUGAUGUUUUCAUUCCAUCUAUUAGUAAAAAACCCAUCGCCCAUACAGUAAACACCGAUAUGAACUAAUGUACUAAUUAAUGUUUGUAGUAGUUAUUUAGCAAAUUCAUUAGUAAGGAUGAAUGCUAGGUGCCAAUAUUAACACCAACUACUAACUUGAUUGUUAACAUUUAGUAACAGUGCCAUUUAAUUGAUGCUGAUUUAUCUGGACUUUAAUGAAACACUCAUUGAGAGUUCCAUUGGGAUCUGAGAGAUUAAUUACGCGAAGGUUUAGCUUUCUGUAUUUAAUUUGCAUUCUGUUUCAUUUUGUUUCGUCUGUGGCAAUAAUAAUGUGGCACAUGUGGCAUGGUUAAAAUUACAUGCUUAAGAUCAGUGCUGAAGUCUAUGGAAUGUUAAUGUUCAAUAAUUCAGAAAAUAAUAUGAGUUUAGUGCACCUUAAUGUAAAGUGUUCUCUUUGUAAAAACCUAACAACUUGCUGCUACCAGAAAAUGGACUGUUCAUCCUUUAAUGUAAGCCAAAAACCAAAAGUAAUCUGUAUACAUCACACAAGUGUAGAGCGUUAAAGCAUUCAAAUAAAACAAUAGCAUUUAAUGAUGUAAGGAAAGUCCAUGGACCAAAGAUAUUACUGCUGCAGUAUAUUUAAAUAUGGUUUAAUGUCAACAAUGCAUGUUUAAACCUCUUUAAAAUGCUUGAGUUCAUGAUUAUUUUAAUCUGUUGAUCACAUCAUCCAAACUGGUAUUUUUUUCCAAGCAAACUGUGGGACUCCUAAUUCACUGUGCUUAUGAAAUGAAUGGCUAAAUUCACACUUAGGAAUGACCUAUGAAAUGGCCCGUUUUUAUGCGAGAAUAAUGGAGAAAUCAGCGUUUGUGCUUUUCUUUUUACCCAUACAAUUUUCAAAAUAAAAUGCAAGAGCUUUUAGGUUUCUAGUUGUAGCCCUAAGGCUCAGUAACCUCUGUGCAGUUUUAAUUUUGUGUGUAAGCUACUGCAUUUGUAAUCUCAUAGAAUUUCAAUUUCCUGAAGAUGUAACCAAAGCCAGUACAAAGACUGUUAACAGGCACUGAGGUUACUGUGCACACACUGUCUUGCUUUACAUUUUGCCAUGAUUUAAAAUAAAAAAAAAGGCUCAUAAAGCAUAAGAAGCCAUAAGGGACAGCCUGAAUUGUCAUGGUCUCUCUGUCUGUGGCUCGCUGCUAAAAACACUAACAAACAAAAAUAGGUUAAAAAAAAUAUUUUAAGCCCUAAGUAGUAUUUCAGUGUUUUAGAAUGUCAUGUGUAAACUAGGGAAAUAGACUGGCAUCACAAACAAAUUAGCAGUCAGUAGCCUAUAUUGUGUGCCAGCAUGUACAUGGAAUCAUCUUUAUGUCAAUCUACCAGCUCCAAAUCACCUUUUCUCAUGCCAGUGUUUAUAGAUCACAUUUUUGAUACUGAACAUUUUUUUUAUUUUGAAAUAGAAAAAUUAUACAUUCCAAAAAUAUUUAUCUGUUGUUUUUUUUACUCACAUUAAAGACUGCCAUGUACCGUAUGUCAUAACUGACUUGUAACAAUCAUAGAUAAUAUAUUUA